AUGAGGCUCUGCUUGACUGACGACGAAGGUUCCUUUAAAACCAUUGAAGUGUCGAGUACGCUCGAGAUUGAAAACUUGGCUCCUCUCAUUGAACUGGAAUUACAGAUUCCAGCUUCUCGUCAACUUUUGUAUUCAAACGGUACUCAGCUCAUCGAUACAAAACGAACUCUAGCUUCUUACAAGAUUAAUCAAGACGACAUUAUUCUCGUGAGAAAUCAUGGACCUGCACCGAGCACUGCUUCCAUGUCCAAAGCUGAAAUGACUCGUCAGCAAAUCUUGGCUGAUCCUGAUUUACAGCGUCGUCUUAUUAUGCAAAAUCCUGCUAUUGCUGGUGCACUGACUUCUCCUGAUCAAUUUGAGCGAGUAUUUAAUGAGAUGAGUCGCCAGAGAGCUGCAUACGAACAGCAAAGUCAGCAAGAGAUGCGAAAUCUUCAAAACGCUGAUUCUAUGGAUGUCGAGGCUCAAAAAAGGAUUGCAGAGGAGAUCCGAAAAGCAAACGUUGCUCAAAACAUGGAGAGAGCAAUCGAGUAUCACCCAGAAUCUUUUGGUCGAGGAAAGGGUGUCGAUCUUUUGUUUGGAUUGGAUAUGCUCAAGCGACAUCUGGCAUGCAUUGAUUUGGCGUCAAACGUAUUGCGAAUCAAUCAUGAAGAAGUCCCAUUUCUUCCUGAACAUGAACUUCCUGAUAAAGCGAAAUUGGAAGCAUCUGGCUCUUCUCGCGAUGAAUCAACUAAUGGUGCAUCGUCUUCAGCUGCUGCAGCGGGUGAUUCUGGAAAAGUUGCUACACAAACAACUCAACCCAGUGCAUCCACUCACGCUGUACCAACAGCCAGCACCUUUUCAGAAACAUCCAUCCAGAGUUUAGUAGAUUUGGGUGCUACGCGUGAGCAGGCCAUCAAUGCACUUGAAGCAUGCGGUGGAAAUGUGGAUAUGGCAGCUGGUUUGAUUCUUUAA
Messenger RNA from Batrachochytrium dendrobatidis JAM81, 951 nucleotides. RefSeq lists its product as uncharacterized. NCBI's taxonomy places the organism in Eukaryota, Fungi, Chytridiomycota, Chytridiomycetes, Rhizophydiales. Gene Ontology annotation, molecular function: protein binding. Bases 1 to 951 code for a protein of 316 amino acids. The transcript is spliced from 8 exons. The record is from RefSeq and is a predicted model, not a curated record.